AUGUCUCGCGACCUUGAGCGAUUGAUAGAGUCACUCAUAACCGACAUUUCAUGUUACGGUGACCUGGGAUGCACUGUGUCGCAUGUACUUGAAGCUCUUGGCACGUUCUACAAAGAUGCGAACCUCCGGGAAAAUGUAUCGGCGGCUCUCCCCUUGAUGUCAACGCCCGUAGAGUCAGAACACCUACUCUGGUCGACAGCCUGGGACUGGCUAAGAGCAAGGAAGGAUAUCUCUGUAGGAGCGAAUCGAAAAUGGAACCAUCUAGCUCUAUCCGAUGUCCUUGCUGUGCCAGACCCCGACUCUGAGGGCGGGUCAACAGCACCUGGUAUAUCGGGAGAAGCCCCAGGAGCAGCGCCGGAUGGUUCUCAACCAAAGGAGCCAUCUCAAAGUAUCACAAGAAACGAUAUUCCGCGGAAGCGACCCCGAAUCUAUGUUGCCGAGGACCGCAUGUGGGAAGCCAUCGCUGGACACGCGCCCGACUACCGAAGAGUUCCGAGACUAGAGUGGAUGGCCUUAGUUGGCAUCGCAUCUACGAAGCAUCAGGGCAUUUUGCAGGGCGAUCUAGGUCGACUUGUAGGCCAAGACAAACGGUCGUUGCCCAAGAGAACAGACGCGCUUGCCGACAAAGGAUAUAUCUCGAAGCGCACGACUCUUGUUAGGGGCACCAAGACGAGCAAGAUGUGGUUAACGCGCUUUGCCCCUGCCCUUCCGACAAACCCGCUCAAGACGGCCGCCAGCCUGCACACAACAGUCGAUAUGUCUCGGGAUACUUUGGCACGCGAUUUGGAACCCGUCCCAUGGCGUGAUAGGUGGAACGGGGACUCAGUUGACUACAUUUCUCUUGCCCAGACAAUCAUGGCUGUUGUCAAGGCGUUCGGAAUCAUCAGGUAUCACGACCUACGUUGCAAGCUGGGCAUUCUAGGUUUGAGAUGGCAGAUGAAAGUGGCGGCAAAAACCUGCCGCUUUUUUGUCCAGACUGGGGCUGUCCAGUACGUAGGUGCCACUUUAUCUGGCAAGCUCUUUAAGGACUGUCUCAAAUUCGACCACGACCUUACUCAUGAAGACUGGGCAGCCUAUCUUGCUACAGGCAAGCAGAAAAACAUCUCCUUCUCAACUGCGGACUUGGGCGAUGCGGACCUUGCGCCCAGUCUGGCAGACACGGAUGUGAAUGCCGAUCCCUCAAGCCUCGAACCUGGUCCCCGUCGCAACACUAAUAAGAAGCACAUCAGUUCACGGUCCAGUUGGUUGCCAGAUAAGCCACUGAUUGCAAUCGUUUUCGAUAACAUCUCGGCUGCUGGCGCUGCGGGUCUCUCCAAUAAGCAGAUAGGAGACUCUACGCUGGGAUCGUCAUUCCGGAGGUAUUUGUCCUCAAUUUCUUCGACCAUCUCUCUUCCAACACAACAGCCCAACGACCUGAGGCACUUCCAAGUAACGAGCGAGAUGCAUCGGAAGGGCAAGUCUCAGCAAUACCGAUAUUUUGCAAGGAAUUUGCAGCAGGCUUCUACGAUAAUCGUUGCUGAGGAAACAGCUGAUGGAGAAACCGAUGACCAUUCCAUGGCUAACGCCGUCCAUGGUGAUACUUUCGCAGCACUUUUCACAGACCCGGCUCUUCUCCCUGACACUGCUCGAGCUGCCGGCGGCUUGGCAGCCCUUGCCCAUGUUUCCGGUAGGGGGCUAAAUGCCAUGUCGAAGAGAAAGUCUGAGAUAUCGGAAUCGUCACAAGCCAAAGGAAGCCAAGGAAUGGGGCCUCAUUGUGCGAAACGGGCGAAGGUAUCAGAGCAGGCUGAAGAUGAAGCCACGGUGGGCAGUGGCUUUUCGCGGAGGGCCAUUUCAGGGCACGAAUCUGAAUCAACCCCUUCACUUUCUAUCCGUCGCGGUACAAGAAGACAAUACGCUGAAGAAAAGGCGACAUCAUUAAUAAUUACCCUCAAGAUGGAUCCCUCUGCAUUGUCAAAUAUUCUAAGAGUCACACAGACGAAGGACAAAGUCGACACCUCUUCUGACCCCAAGAAGGUUAUCAAUACUGAGGAAAUCAACGAUACCACACACACUCCUUUAGAUCAAGCUAUUCAUUCGUCAAUCCUGUUAGCAGCAGAAACGCCUCCAGGAAACCCCUCAACAGGAGAGGCCACAGUUUCAAUUGACGCUCUAACAGUUGAAGAGUCGAUUGUUGUAGCUUCUUUGCCCUCAGGGGAAGAUGCGGACAUGGACAAUGCUGAGGUCACGGAAGACAGCCCCGCUGGAGAGUCACCUGUAAAACGCGGAGGACGCCGCAAAAAGAAUCACGCAAUGAAGUCUUCGAGCCGCGGUCGCUCCAAGGUCUUCAAGUGCGACAAGUGUGGCGGGACGUGGAAAAACGACGUUGGUAUCAAGUACCAUCUCGAGAAAUCGAAAACAGCCUGCAACCCAAACUACAUCCCGCCGCUAUCCGGACCUCCUGAAGCUCUGUUUCCAACAGCCAAACGUUCCACACUAGCUAAACGAGCAGUCGCCGUUCCUCGGCAGAUCCAGUCUCGCCACUCAAAGUCGUCGGCCAUCGCUGGAAUUCCCAAUGAUGAUGAUCAGGUUAUAGAACAGAUGCCAGAGGAUUCAACCUUGGCAAUUGGUUCGGGUACUAGCAUCAGGUCCUCCAAAGGCAGAGUCAUGCGACGCUCUGGAGAAGGGUCUUCCAACAGAUAUUCAGAAACCAGGCAGGGGGCGAGGAAGGGCAUGAUCAAACAACGCGGGAGCGCCAAUUCCGCCUCGUUUGCACCUCCGCGCUUAUCUUCAACCCAGGCGUCCAUGAGCGGAUUAAUUGAUAUCGCUGCUGGGGGGGUUAGAGACGUGCCGUCAGAACACACGCCAGUCCAGCCCGCCUUUAAGAGGUCACGGGCAGAGGACGCCACGAACUUUGACGAAACGCAUUCCUCUGCGGGGCGCUAUAGACAGUCGUUCGCUGGAAAGGAUGGGUUUGAGCAGCCAUCUCCACCGAUGCCCAAGAGACCUCAGGGUAAUUCUGGGCGGAGAGACUCAUAUUCAGGCUCUACCAAGCCACGCUUUGGGCGGCACACCAAUCAGAACGCCAGGACGGUAGCAGUUGGGGAAGCACCCUCGUCGGGAAUUAGCAGUUCCCAAGUCGCGCACGCCGAAGCACUGAAGGCUAGUCUUGAUGAUAACGGUGUUCUAUCAGAGCUCGAGAUCAUGGAGAGGACCCUCUUGUAUAUCCUCCGUGCAAAUGGCGGAGUUUUUGCCGGCGGGCAGUCAUUAUGGUACGCUGUCAUGGCGAUGUGGGAAGCUGCGUUUCCUGUCGAAGAAGCUCCGGAUCAUCAAUGUUAUAAGGAUGCUCUGGCCAGAUUGGCCAAGAAGAAGCAGGUAGUGGUCAGCACCCAUGCCUUCAAGGACUCGAGAGGCAUGAUGGCAAACUACCAGCUGAUUCGAAUACCUGGGGUCGAAGCAUCGUCCCCAGCGGGUGUAGCUAUGAAAGCCAACAUUGUUGCUGAGCACCCAGGAGUUUACACACCAUCCGCCUUUACACCUAGAUCAGGGCUUCCCGAAGAGCAUAAGCACGACGCUCAGCCUGUCUUUUCCAGUCGCAGGAAAUUGGUACAGGGGAUUGAGGUUCUCGACGCUCCAUUCUAUGCCACCAAAGCUGCCAAUGAAAGACCAGUCACCCCCACUGAAGGCAUUCAGACCCCCAGGAAGCGCAGGAGAAGGAUGGUCACGAAGGAGCAGCUUACCCACGCUGAGGACGAAGGCCCUGAUGGCAAACGGAGGAAAGACAUUUUCCGUAUUUUCAUGGAUGGACGGGGGGUAGCAGGUGACGGGCCCUCCGCCUUGCCGGAAGACAAGAAAUCCGGCUUUUCUCCUCGACUUGUUUUCCUCAGUCCUAAUACCUACUUGGAACGAGAAGUUUCAGAGGAUGUUCAUCAGGCAUUGAUACCUGUUCGACCAGAUCCAGAGCCGACGUAUCCCGCAGCAUUGGCGAAAGGUGGCACCAUCAACGACCAUAAUUUCGCAUUUGCUGAUGCCGAUGUAAUUAUGGGCAAAAAUGGCACCUGGCCAAUCUACGACGACAGCUUCUUUGAGACGAGGGACCGUAGCCUAACGAUUACUGGUUGGAUGCCGGACUCUCGAUGGUUUUUGAGGCAAAACUUGCCUCAGAAUCUGACCGAGAUGAUCAAGUGGCGCGGUCGGCCCAAAGCCAGCUUCACUAGCAGCAGUCAGUACUCCGAGUUUGCCGAACAGGUCGACGCAUGUUUUGACUGGGAGCUGUCUACCGAGGGAAUGAAGCUUCUUCUGGCCGAGUCAAUUGCUCCUGAUCACAUAUUUAUCAACCAUGGCGUCGGUGACCUUCCGUGCGAAUGGGAGAACCCGCCACUGGAAUGGGAUCCUGCGAACCAGCUUAGCCCAUCUGCCCUGUUCGACAUACAAAUAUCAGAACAGACGACGACAGCGACUGACCAUCUCUGGGGUGGUGAACUUGGCCGGCAAAGAAGGCGGAAGCGGCGACAGAACAAGCUAGCAACCGAGCCAAAGGAGCUUGUCGUCGGCAUUGAUUUGAAAGUCAGAACGCUCAUACCGCUUCCUAGGGAUAUGGAUCUGAGGGACGUAUCGAAACGUACUGCCGGACUUGAUGAGACGAAUGAAACCAUUUUAAUUGCAGCGUUUGUUGUUACGAGAACACUGUUAGGGGGCGCUGAUCGAAUUAUCGAAUGGGGUCUAAUGAUGACCUUAUUCCCUGACAUGGCACUUAGCGCUAUGCGGCGAUUCUGGUCGAAGGCUCGAAAGGACCGGGGCACGUUCAUCAACCAGCUUACGGAGCGAUUCCAGGUCCAGUUCAUCUCCGCCUACGAGAACAACGAAUUUCCACCCAUUGAUUUCGAUAGCUAUAUUGAUUACGAUUGGCCGCGUCUAAUCAAGUGGACGGCUGGCCUGAUCGAGGAUUCGCAGGAACUACCAGCCAACAAGGCUGCCCUGGACCGGGGUUAUUCUCUGGGCUCGGCAUGGACGGACGUCACCGACUGGCGAGACGACUACUACAACUUCCAAAUGUCCGUCUUCAACCGAUUUGAGGCGGCAACCUCCCGCCCGGCAACCUCUCUCGUGGACAGGAGAGACGAGAUAGAGUCAGAAGUAGAAACUGACGAUCUUGUCACCGCCAUGUCAUGGCUACGCUCUCUCUGUUACACUCACCGCGAUAGGUACGCGCCUCAGGAUAUCAGGAAAAAAAUGGCGAGCAUUGGGGGCGGUAACGAGGACCGCAUCCAGUCCUUACUUGAGCAGGCGGUCGAGAUCCUUCAAGGUCAGGGUGUGAUCACGGACAGCAAGCUUAAGGCCCUCGAGGGCCGACCGUACCGUCUCACAGAGACAUUUCUGCCACGGUUCAUGAAGUGGACUCACGAGGUCAAGUUUAUCGAUGCUGCUAUGUUCAAGUUGAGACUUGACGGGAGCUUUCGGCGGGGCGAGAAGAUUCGUAUCCCGUACGUGUUGAAAGAUGGCGAGGUCAUGGCCAUGAUGAACCUGCAGGCCAAUGGGCGAGUCACCAUCACCACGGUGGAUGUACCGAACAUUCCCCUUGGUUUCGAUCCGGGCAACUAUGAAAGCAGAAAAUACCCCAAGUCGUACUAUAACUUUGGUCUGGAGAUCGCGCCGACCGAUACGUACAUUUACGACGAGGACCUGGACAUCCUUCGACAGGCCAAGAGCGACAAGCCUCUAAAGGAGAACCAUAAUCGCGCGAUACCGUUGUGGUCCGACUUCUUUGGAGAAAUGAAUAUAGAUCGCUGGUCUCAGGUUCUUGGUGCGGUCGCGUUUGUUAUCGCGACACGGGGACCUCUGGAUGUUCCAUCUGUUUGCGCCGUGCUCAAGCCAUACUUGCUGGAGUUCGAGGUGCAAAUGGUAUUCGACUGGGGAAGGCGCAACGGUGUGUUGAAGGGAAUGGCACAUGGGGUAAGCUGUACAGUUGGCGAGUGGUGGUGGCUGCUGAUUGGAAGGCAGCGAACCAGUACGGUGCUGUAG
This is a messenger RNA of Colletotrichum graminicola M1.001, 5997 nucleotides long. RefSeq lists its product as uncharacterized. Gene Ontology annotation, cellular component: transcription factor TFIIIC complex. Gene Ontology annotation, biological process: transcription initiation at RNA polymerase III promoter; 5S class rRNA transcription by RNA polymerase III. Gene Ontology annotation, molecular function: DNA binding. The transcript has 2 exons. The coding region runs from base 1 to 5997 and encodes 1998 amino acids. Lineage: Eukaryota; Fungi; Ascomycota; Sordariomycetes; Glomerellales; Glomerellaceae. The record is from RefSeq and is a predicted model, not a curated record.